Messenger RNA from Paramecium pentaurelia, 386 nucleotides. NCBI's taxonomy places the organism in Eukaryota, Ciliophora, Oligohymenophorea, Peniculida, Parameciidae. The record is from the annotation of a GenBank genome assembly.
AUGUAAAGCAGAACCAACCCUAUUAUCCUUAUCCUCAGAUAUCUAAAUGUUUAAUGCAAAUGUAAAAUAAUAUAUCAAUAUUGAAUUUAGACUUUCCCUUUAUUAAAUUAUAAAUUUACUAUAGCUAUUUCUCCCACAAAGAGUGUAGGUUAAUUAAAUUAAAAAUUAGAAAAAAUAUUACAAUAAUACCAUAUUUCAAUCUCUCAAUUUGUAAAUAAUAUUUCUUUUUUAUUCCAGUGAUUACUUAAUUCAAUUAAAUAAACCCUUUCAAAACUAUAAAUAAACAAACAAUUGUGAAGUCAAAGGUUAUCCUGUAUCAACUUCAACAAUUUUUAAAUAAUAUUAUAGUAUCCCCUAAAUUAAGAUGUCUGGCUUGUGAAGAAUGA